GAGAGGGUACCGGCACGGCAGCAACUGCUGCUGCCGGCAGCACCCGACGAAAGAUUCGGCUACAUUUCUCAGGUCUGGGGCCUACAGUUGAUGCUGCAUACACACAACUACCUCUUCUACCUCGAUUUGGACGUUCUGGACGAGGACAAUGUGGCUGAGGUGGUGGAGGUGGCUGGAGUCACCGGCGAGGAGGAGGAGCCUCCUACAGAGGAGGAGGAUGGCGGCGGCGGCCGAGGAAGGGGAUUUGCUUCUGGCUUCGGUAUUUCAAUGAACCGGCGCAGACUGCAAUACGAGCUGGAUGACGAGAUGGAGGAGGGCAGCGGCGGCGGCGGUAGACCAGUUGAAAGCGCGAAGACUUCGCGACUGCGACGACAUCGGAUCUGCAAGGGCAAAACCAUUAACAAGCCCUGCUUAGAGGUCAUCAAUACGGCGUCCCUACCCUCGAUGUUUAGCGAGGAGACGACUCGCUCCUACGCAUGGGUCAGGUAA
This is a messenger RNA of Dibothriocephalus latus, 489 nucleotides long. NCBI's taxonomy places the organism in Eukaryota, Metazoa, Platyhelminthes, Cestoda, Diphyllobothriidea, Diphyllobothriidae. The record is from the annotation of a GenBank genome assembly.